GGGGCCAUGGCGACGCGCGCUGGGAGAGUCGUGUACCCGCUGUACCAGCUGGGCGGCCCGCAGUUGCGGAUCUUCCGGCCCAACUUCUACAUGUUGGCGGUGCGGCCUGGCGUGCCGCAGCCCGAGGACACCGUCCAGUUCCGCGUCUCCAUGGAAAUGACAAAAAUAGAUAUCAAGAAUUACCUUGAAAAAAUAUACAAUGUGCCAGUAGCUGCCGUGAGAACCAGGAUACAGUAUGGUGCAAACAACAAGAGGAACCACAAGAAUCAGAGAGUGAAGAAGCCAGAUUACAAGGUUGCCUACGUACAGCUGGGCCAAGGACAAACCUUUCAGUUCCCCAACCUAUUUCCAGAGAAAGAACAAGAUGAAGAAACUCGCUCCUUUGAGGACUACAAGGACAAAUACCUGGCGAGAGAGAAGCAGAGGGAGAAAGGUGACCCCAGACGAGGUGGAGUCCCUGAUUGGUUUGGACUUUGAUGCCACGAGCCAGCUGCCUUUCUCUAGGCUCAGAGGGCGUAUGAUCAGCAGAACUUGCACUCUCCCCUUCUUGUAAUGAAUGUUUAUUUUGGAGCAGCCCUUGCUGGGCCUGUUGGGGUUUUUUCCUGCCUCUUUGUGCCACGACUACAACAAACUGGCCCUAAAGAAAUAAAAAAAAGGUAAAAUAAA
Indicator indicator is the source of this 666-nucleotide messenger RNA. It is a transcript of the gene MRPL23, whose product is annotated as mitochondrial ribosomal protein L23. Bases 7 to 477 code for a protein of 156 amino acids. The record is from RefSeq and is a predicted model, not a curated record. The transcript has 5 exons. Gene Ontology annotation, cellular component: mitochondrial large ribosomal subunit; ribosome. Gene Ontology annotation, biological process: mitochondrial translation. Gene Ontology annotation, molecular function: structural constituent of ribosome. NCBI's taxonomy places the organism in Eukaryota, Metazoa, Chordata, Aves, Piciformes, Indicatoridae.